AGCAGACGCGCAUCUUCAUGCAGUCAGAACAACGACGAGUUAGCGAAGUAUUUUCAUAACAUUUUUGAACUUUUUAUUAUACCACACUGACAUGGAUUACAUAAUCACGAACAGCAGCUUAAAACGACACGGAUGAUAUGCGGAUAAAAUCAUGGAGUUUCUGGAAAUGACAUUUUGAAGUCGGUAUAUUUUGCUAGGUGUUCCCUGGUAGCUAGUGGAUUUGGACAGCAUCUUUGGAUUUUUUUUUCGCUGAACGAUUUCAAUCCUGUGAGCUGAUGGAGUAUUUUAAAUCAUCGAUAGUUUAUUUGAGGCUGGUUUAAUUCAAGUUUGUCGGCGAGUUUUAAAAAACUGGAAUCGCGUCUCGCCGGUAUGGUGCGCCUGCUCAAUUGCCUGGUUCUGGGGUAUUUGACAUGGAAUCUGCGAAUAUCUGAAGCCCGUGGAGAGUACUGUCACGGCUGGCUGGACAGCAGUGGGAAUUACCAUGAGGGUUUUCAGUGUCCGGAGGAUUUCGACACGGCGGACGCGACGGUGUGCUGCGGGAGCUGCUCGCUGCGCUACUGCUGCGCGGCGCCGGACGCGCGCCUCGAUCAGGGAACGUGCACGAAUGACAGAGAAGUGGAGAACAACACGCAAUAUGCUGCCCAGCCAAUCUACGUGCCCUUCCUGAUGGUGGGAUCCAUCUUUGUGGCGUUUGUGGUGGUGGGUUCUCUGGUGGCAGUGUACUGCUGCACCUGUCUGCGACCCAAACAGCAAACCCAGCAGCCAAUCCGCUUCUCUCUGCGCAGCCAAGGAGAAACCAUCCCCAUGAUCCUCACCACAGCUCCACCCAGCCUGCGAACGCCAUCCCGCCAGUCCAGCACCGCCACCACCAGCUCCAGCUCUGCGGGUGGAGGGAGCUCGCUCCGCCGCUUCUCCCUGGGCCGCAGUGAAACGAUGGGUCAAUGUUCACAACAUCAUCAACACCAACAGCAGCAGCUCAUGGCGGUUUCAUCUUCAUCAGCAUCCACACCCACACAGCCUCUGUUACCUCCGCCUCCUCCGCCAUACACCACUAACUCUCUGCAGCAUGCACACACUCACAGAGAGCUGCAGCUCCACCAUCAGACCCUGCAGAGCUCCGGCUUUCUCCUACCGCAGCAGUUCUUCUUUCCUAUCCCACAGGAGCCCUUCUCCACCAACAAGAGCUUUGCAGACUUCAGUCAGAGCUGACCUGUGACCUCGGGACGCACCAAAACACUAGCACAAGGGGAACAACGGAAAGUUGUGAUAUGUUGCCAAGCACGGUGACCCAUAUUUAGACCUGGGACUUGAACUUAUGACCUUCUGAUCUCAAGUCCAACUCUCUAACCAUUUGGAUAAGCACAUGCGUCCUUCGGAUGCACCAGACACCAAAUACUAGCCUUGCCUUGCUCAAGUUGUGGUAUUGAGAGUGGUAGGAGUGCUUCCACAAACUAGGACUCAAACCUGCAACCUUCUGUUCACAAGUGCAACUCUCUAACCAUUUGGGACUUGCAAGCUACAGAUGCACUGGACACCAAACGCAAGAACAAUGGGAAAAAGUGAACGUCAUGACAUGUUGCCAAGUACGGUGACCCAUACUUGGAAUUUGAGCUCUGCAUUCAACCCAUCCAAGUGCACACACAAGGUGAACACACACCUGGAACAGCUGGGGAAUUGGUGCCUUCCUCAAGUUGUGGUAUUGAAAGUGGUGAGAGUGCUGGUUAUUCACUCCCACCACUUGGGACUCGAACCUGUGACCUGUUCACAGGGCAACACUCCAACCAUUCGGCACUUGCAAACACCAAAUACUAGCACAAAGGGGAAAAGUCAUGACAUAUUUCCCAUGGUGACCCAUACUCGGAAUUUUCACUCAAUCCAUCCAAGGGUGCACACACAACAGUGAACAUACACAGUGUGCAGGCAUUGAUGUGGCACCUCAGGAGCAGUUGGGGGAUUGGUGUCUUGCUCAAGCCAUGGUUUCGAGGGUGGUGAUAAUGCUGGUUUUUCACUUCCACCACUUGGGAGUCAAACCUGUUACCUUCUGUUCACAAGUGCAACUCUCCAACCAUUCGGCACUGGCAACCUCCAGAUGCACCACACACCAAACACAAGCACAAAGGGGAAAAGUCAUGACAUAUUUCUCAUGGUGACCCAUACUCGGAAUUUGCAUUCAACCCAUCCAAGGGUGCACACACAACAGUGAACAUACACAGAGCAGUGUGGAGGCAUUGAUGUGGCACCUUGGGAGCAGUUGGGGGAUUGGUGUCUUGCCCAAGCCAUGGUUUCGAGGGUGGUGAGAGUGCUGGUUUUUCACUUCCACCACUCGAAACUCAAACCUGUGACCUUCUGUUCACAAGUGCAACUCUCUAACUAUUCGGCAACUUCCAGAUGCACCAGACACCAAACACUAGCACAAAGGGGAAAAGUCAUGACAUAUUUCCCAUGGUGACCCAUACUUGGAAUUUGCAUUCAACCCAUCCAAGGGUGCACACACAGCAGUGAACAUACACAGAGCAGUGGACAGGUAUUGGUGUGGUGCCCCAGGAGCAGUUGGGGGAUUGGUGUCUUGCUCAAGUUGUGGUAUUUUGAGCGUGGUGAGAGUGCUGGUUAUUCCUCCCACCACUUGGGAACCUGCGACCAACUGUUCACAAGUGCAACUUGCUAACCAUUCAACACUUGCAACCUACUGAUGCACCGGACACCAAACACUAGCACAAUUGGGAAAAGUGAAAGUGAAAGUCAUGAUAUAUUUCACAUGGUGACCCAUACUCAGAACUUGUGAUCUUCAUUUAACCCAUCCAAGGGAGCACACAGAGCAUUGAACACACACACACACACACAACUGGAGCAGUGGGCAGGCAUUGUUGGGAAGCUCGUGGAGCAGUUGGGGGCUCGGUGCCUUGCUCAAGCUGUGGUACUGAGGGUGGUGAGACUACUGGUUAUUCACUCCCAUCACCUGAGACUCGAUCCUGUGACCUUCUGAUCCCAAGGGCAACUCUCUAAACAUUGGUCAAUUGCGACCUUCAGAUGCACCGAACACCAAACACUCGCACAAUGAGAUAAAGUGAAAGUUGUGACGUAUUACCAAGUACAUUGACCCAUACUUGGAAUUUGUGCUCUGCAUUUAGCUAAACCAAGUGCACCCACAUAGCAGUGAAUGCACAUACACACUGAACACACAGCUGGAGCAGUGGACUGGCAUUGGUGCUGAUGCCCGGGAAGCAGUUGGGGGAUCGGUGCCUUGCUCAAGGUUUGGUAUUGAGGGUGGUGAGAGUGCUGGUUAUUCACUCCCAUCAUCUGGGACUCGAACCUGCAACCUUCUGAUCACAAGUGCAACUCUAACCAUUUGGCAUCUGCAACAUCCAGAUGCACUGGACAACAAAUGCUAGAACAAUGGGGAAGAAAUGAAAGUCAUGACAUGUUGCCAAGUACAGUGACCCAUACUCGGGCCUGUGACUCACACUUACAACCUUCCGGUCACAAGUGCAACUCUCCUAACCAUUAGGCCACUACUGGCCCAAUGGUGUUGUUGAAGACUCUCAAAUGCAUCUUUCAGCCUGAUUGGCACUUGCGAGGGUAUAGCUGGAGAUUUCCAGAGGUCUGGACUGGAGUCAAUGACUUGCAACUUGACUUGGACUCGAGUCACAAAAUUGAUCAAACAAGACUCGGAUUGGAUUCGAAACUUGAUGACAGACUUGCAGUCAGGUUACUUGACAUGAAAAACAAUGAAUUGGUCUCAACCCUGCUUGAAAUAAGCAGUCAGUUGACUUGCUUGAGUCUCACAAACAUUGUCUUGACUUGAUUUAGACUUGAGGUUAAGACUCAGGGCUUACACUUGAUUUGGUCCCACCUCUGGAGAUUACCGGGCAAUGAAUCUGACAGAUGUUCACGUGCUGGAUCCAGCUAAGCAGAAGUAACAUAUUUUUACAUCUACUGCUUAUAUGAUCUGGUUAUAUGAGGAAAGUAUUGAGAAAGCAGCUGAAGCUCCUCCGAACAUUCAGCCUCUGACAAUCCAAGUCCUAUUUUUAGGGGUUGUGAAUGGAAAGGGACAGAUUAAAUGUGUCAUCAACUGCCUUUUUUGGGUUUUGUACUGUUCUCUGGGGUCCAUUUAUAAUAUUAUGAAGACAUUCACAAUAAAUAAUUUUGAUGUAAUAGUCUA
This is a messenger RNA of Danio rerio (zebrafish), 4159 nucleotides long. It is a transcript of the gene shisa3, whose product is annotated as shisa family member 3. NCBI's taxonomy places the organism in Eukaryota, Metazoa, Chordata, Actinopteri, Cypriniformes, Danionidae. The record is from RefSeq and is marked validated. Gene Ontology annotation, cellular component: membrane.